AUGUCGUCGUCGUUUCGAUCAACGGCUUCUUCUUCUUCUUCUUUUUGUUCUUCUUCUUCUUCUUCCGAUUAUUCGAGGACGAAGUUGUUAAAGAAGAAUCGUCAUCCGAAGAAACAAAGACGAAGAAACGAUGACGUUCGAGCCUCCUCUUCCUCCUCCGCUUUUGACGAACAACUCAAGUUGGAGUGGUUCAAUUUCGGUCCUCGAGGGACGAUGUUGCCACAAACCUUUCAACAACAACAAAAGAGUGGUGGUUUUCUCUCGACUUCAGGGCCGUUGCACGUGUCCACGCCUUUGAUUUAUUCGCAACCGCUCUCGGAAAGAAACGAACGGAAAACGUACAUCAAGAUGGACAACUGUCAACCGUCCGGGUCGUUUAAACUGAGAGGGUUAGGGUACGCGUGUCAGAAGGCAUUACUAUUGGAUGGAAAGAAGACGUUCGUUUCGAGCAGCGGCGGGAACGCGGGUUUGGCGGUGGCGUAUAGCGGAUCCAAAUUGGGCGCGAAGACGACCGUGGUGGUUCCGGAGACGACGCCUGAGUUUAUUCGAGACCGGUUGGAAUCGUACGAAGCGAAAGUGAUCGUGCACGGGAAACAAUGGUCGGAAGCGAACGAGCUCGCGGAAAAGAUUGUCGCGGAGGAAGACGCGUUUUUCGCGCACCCGUUUGAAGGCGAAGACACGUGGACCGGACACGCGACGCUGGUGCACGAGAUGUGCGCGCAGUUACGAGACGCCGGCGAAACCGUCCCGCCGAGUUUUAUAUGCACCUGCGUCGGUGGCGGCGGUUUACUUCUAGGCAUCGCGCAAGGUUUACGCGAAGUCGGUUGGGCGAAAACCGACGUCGUCGUCAGCGAAACCGUCGGAUGCGACUCGUUGUACCAAUCCGUCCAAAAAAACGAGCUCGUCACUUUGCCGGCGAUCACCUCCGUCGCCAAAUCCCUCGGCGCCGCCCAAGUCUCUCCAUCCGCGUUCGAUUUAACCAAACAAUGGAAACGCGAAGGCAAGUCCCCCCGAAUUCACUCCACCACCGUCACCGACGACCAAGCGAUCGACGCGUGUAAAAACUUCGCCAACCACCACCGAGCGCUCGUCGAACCGGCGUGCGGCGCGUGUUUAGCGCUCUCGUACGAAGGGAAAAUUCGCGAGAUGCAGAACGAUAUGAACACGAACGGGUGCGUCGUCGUCGAAGUCUGCGGUGGUGCCAUCACCGAUUUGAGCAGUUUUAUGUAA
Molecule: messenger RNA, 1230 nt
Organism: Bathycoccus prasinos
Lineage: Eukaryota; Viridiplantae; Chlorophyta; Mamiellophyceae; Mamiellales; Bathycoccaceae
Exons: 1
Coding region: 1-1230 (409 amino acids)
Biological process (GO): L-serine catabolic process; L-threonine catabolic process
Molecular function (GO): L-serine ammonia-lyase activity; pyridoxal phosphate binding; threonine deaminase activity
Source: RefSeq, a predicted model, not a curated record